Messenger RNA from Podospora pseudocomata, 814 nucleotides. RefSeq lists its product as uncharacterized. The transcript has 2 exons. Bases 611 to 814 code for a protein of 67 amino acids. Lineage: Eukaryota; Fungi; Ascomycota; Sordariomycetes; Sordariales; Podosporaceae. The record is from RefSeq and is a predicted model, not a curated record.
GCGGAUUGUUCUUUUCCUCCCAAGUAUAACUCUUUCCAUGGCAGCCAGCGGGUACCAGGAGUUCGUUCCGCCAAUGACGUGAUUGGCCGGACCUGACGGCUUCACCUGCCAGGUGCGAGCGGAGUCAGGUCAUUGGCCACCUCAGGGUCAUGGCUGGCUGCAUCAGGCAUCCGCAAUUGACCAAGAGAGCUUCCAAAAACAAAUCUUUCCAUCUCGACUUCAACACGAACUCCCGUCCGGUCGACCACACCGUGGACCAGCAGCAUCUCCGAUUCAACCCGAGCUUUGUGUUCCAGGAACUCUCCGGGAUUUAUUUCAGUAAAUAAACAGUCGUCUGCUUUGCCAGAAUGGUCUUGUCUUUUGUUCCGAGUCUCUCGCGGCUCGUGGGGGAGGCCAGCCGCUGCGAGGGAGCGGCACGAGAUUGCCAGUGCCGCGGUUGACAUCCACGACGAGCUUCCUAUCGCUGUGACAGCUGGAUUGGUAGGACCCCUACAGCUGGACCACAUGGCUUGCACGCUUUUUGAUAGUGUAAAUCGAAUGAGCUUUUGAGCUUUCUGCAGGCCAAACGUCACCCAUCUUCAAGUUGUGUCUUCGAAGAUCAUAAUCUCUCAUGUCGAUAGAGUCAGUUGAUGCGCCGUUGCGAGGCCUUGCCCCGGAGCUCUACACAUGGGGCAUCAUGUACCUCGCCAUGCAUCUUUCCAGUCAGCAAGUAAGAGCCCUAUCCGGGGUCUGUAACAAGAUGAUCUGGUCCACCAGACCGCAUCUAGACACCCUGCAGGUGAAGGAUAUGACUCCAGCCGAGCCAAAGACUUGA